AUGAUUCUGCGGAGCACCCAGUGUGACUGCUGCUCUGCUGCUGUUGCAGCGGCGGUGGGCUGCGUGGGCUUUGCUUCGCAUCCAGCGACGGGCGUGCUGGUGGCGCUAGCGCAAGAAGUGAUGGCAAGAGUUGCACAAGACGAUGCUACGGUCCUGUUUGAUAUCGUGGAAGGUUUGCUGAGAGAGAAGCUGUUCCACUCGGCGGAGAUCGUGGGAGGUAUCUUGCUGUCAAGGGCGAGCGUUUCCCAACAUGCCGGACUGCACGCCGAGGCUCUGUCGAUGUUCGCCGAUGCGUUGAAGGGCCGUGGUGAACACAAGCGAGCCACGGCGUACUGCAAGCAAUCUCUGCUGCAUCGCCAGCUGCAGAAGGAGAUAGCCUCCUCGCCCGGAUCAGCAUUCACGUCGCCCCCGCCCCCGCCGCGACCGGCGUCUGCUGAGAUGGGCGGCUCCUCGCAGCAGCAGCAACAGCAGCAGCAGCAACCACCACCACAAGAACAACAACCGUACACAUCUUGGGCGGACCGGCGGAGAGAUAGAAGCGGAUUGCGAGGAGGAGGGGUGGCGCUGGCGGGGGACGCCGGGUCGGGCGUGGAUCGGACAGCGAACCUUACGCCGUCCCAGAAAGAGUACCUGCCCGUGGCGGAGCUGAAGUUCAUGGAGGCGCAGUGCCUCAUCGCCGGGGGCGAGCCUGGCACGGCCAUACCGGCGCUGGAGGCGAUCCUGCAGUUCGCGAGGACGGCGGAGAUGAGCGCGACGCUCGGGAGGGUGUACGAGAGCUCAGGACUAAAAAGAAACGCCUGCAGCAUGUACAAGAAAACCUUGAGGGAAAAUCCAAUGGCGGUGGAGACGAUCGUUCCGCUGUUGGAGAUGGGGAGUUCCGGGGAAGAGGUUCUCGGGAUCAUCGACGCCGCGCUGAAAGGGAAUCCGGGGGGCGUUACGAUGGCCGACUUGCCUUGGCUACCCCUGUACGUGAUGGGCCACGCAGACUCGUGCGCUUGCAGAUCUAAAGAGGCCUUGGCGAACUUCGCGAGACUGGAGCACCUGUACCCCAACAAUCUGGGGGCGUUGCUACAGGUGGCGAAGGCACACAUGGACCUUGACCAGUGGGACGAGGCCCUGAGCGCGUUCAAGAAAGCCAGGCUGGUGGACGACGCGAACGUGGACUUGAUGGACUGUUACGGGGUGGUGAUGCGGCAGAAGACCAUGCCCGGCGGCCUCAACCGGUUGGCGAAUGAGCUGCUCUCGACGGACCCGAUGCGAGCCGAGGCGUGGGUGGUGAUGGCUCUGUACAGCGAGGUCCGGGGAGAUAAGGACAAGGCCACCGUCUUCGUUGACAAGGCGUUGGAGCUCAAGCCCAACUACGCGAUGGCGUUCAUCCUGAAGGGCUCCUUGGUGCUUGCGGAGGGCAACCACGAGGAGGCUCCCAAGCUGUUCCUGCAGGCCAACCACAUCAGAAAAGACAUAUACUCCUACAAAGGGCUUGUGAACGCCUACCUCCAGGCGGGCAAGUUCCGCAAGGCGGGUUUCGCGGCGAAGGAGGCCAACGAGGUCAUGCCGGGGGACGCCAGAACGGUCCUCCUGACGGGGAGCGUGUGGGAGCACAUUAAGGGGGGCAUGACGGACAACCGACUCAAGGCAAAGAGGGCCUACGAGAAGGCCCUAAGGAUAGACCCGGUCUUCCUCGACGCUACCCUUGCCCUCGUCGGGUUGCACAUGGAGGACAAGGAGUACGACACCUGCAUAGACCUGUUGCUGAAGGCAGUGCCGCACCACACGAGAGAUACCCUGCACACCAAGCUCGCAGAGGUGUACAUGCUCAACGGGAAGCUCGACGACGCGCUAGAGUCGUUUCACUUCGCCAUCAGCUUGAACCCCAGCUGUGUCAAGGCCUCGCAAGGCUUGGAACGGCUGGAGAAGGUGAUGCGGGGGAUGGACCCCGACGAGGAUGAUGACGCUAUGUCAUCUUACGGAGGGCGACCACCAUCCCCGACCUACUAG
Ectocarpus siliculosus is the source of this 1998-nucleotide messenger RNA. The record is from the annotation of a GenBank genome assembly. NCBI's taxonomy places the organism in Eukaryota, Phaeophyceae, Ectocarpales, Ectocarpaceae.